Chlorella variabilis is the source of this 2439-nucleotide messenger RNA. RefSeq lists its product as hypothetical. The coding region runs from base 47 to 1972 and encodes 641 amino acids. Gene Ontology annotation, biological process: carbohydrate metabolic process. Gene Ontology annotation, molecular function: calcium ion binding; alpha-amylase activity. The record is from RefSeq and is a predicted model, not a curated record. The transcript is spliced from 16 exons. Lineage: Eukaryota; Viridiplantae; Chlorophyta; Trebouxiophyceae; Chlorellales; Chlorellaceae.
GGCCACACCCGGCAGCGGCGGCGGCCAGCUGCCGCGCACACGGCGCAUGGUGAUGCUGUCAGCGGCGGCGCCAGCCGCACCCGAGGCUGCCGUGGAGGAGGAGGACCAGAGUGUGUCUGUGGAGUUUGACAAUGACAGCGACCCACAGUGCACCGUGAUGCAGCUGUUUGGCCGCAACGACACCGAGGUACUGGCGCAGGUGACAAACGUGCUGACGGCGGUGGGGGUGGCAGUUUCCUCAGCCAACAUCAACACGGGGGAGGGCGAGGGCCCCGUGCGGGACAUUUUCCGGGUGACCGACGGCGAGGGCAAGAAGCUGGCGCCCGAGGCGUGGCCCGCACUGAAGCAGCAGCUGCUGGCGGCGCUGGCGGGCAGCAUGCGCAGCAGCAAGCCCAGCAUCUUUGGCAUGGUGGCAGAGGCGGACCAGACUAGCACGCUGGGCGCGCUGACCAACGCUGGCGACCCGGAUGCUCUGGAGCGUGCCGCCGGGGAGAUGACGUCUGCGGCGGCGGCCCUGGUGUCGGUAGAGCGAGCCAUGCUGGCGCUGAUGACUGACGGCAAGGACCCUGCGGCGCUGACGGCCAAGCAGAUGGAGCGCGUGGAGGCGGCGUCGCUGCUGGAGCGGCGCCUGGCGGCCAUGGAGGCGCUGCUGACGGCGCGGCGGCAGAUUGCGGCUGCGACGGUGGAGGUGGUGCAGCCAUCGCUGCCCGACUUCAUGCAGCCGCCGCCCACGGUGCGCACCAGCGGCCCCGCCGCCGGCAACGGCUUUGAGAUCAUCCUGCAGGGCUUCAACUGGGAGUCCAGCAAAGAGGCCUGGUACAAGAAGCUGGCGGCGCAGGCGGCGGACAUUGCUGAGGCGGGCUUCACCGCCGUCUGGUUCCCGCCGCCCAGCGACUCCGUCAGCCCACAGGGCUACCUGCCGCGCGACCUGUACGACCUCAACUCCAAGUUUGGCUCCGAGGCGGAGCUGCGGGACGCCAUCGCCGUGUUUCACGAGCAGGGCAUCAAGGUGAUUGCCGACAUCGUCAUCAACCACCGCUGCGCGCACUACCAGGGCGACGACGGCAAGUGGAACAAGUUUGGCGGGCGGCUGGCCUGGGACAAGUCGGCCAUCUGCGCCAACAACCCCGCCUUUGGCGGCACCGGCGGCUACAAGAACGCAGAGGACUACCCGGCAGCGCCCAACGUGGACCACAGCCAGGAGCGGAUACGCAAGGACAUUGCGGAGUGGAUGCGCUACCUGCGCAACUCCAUCGGCUUUGACGGCUGGCGCUUCGACUACGUCAAGGGCUACGAGGGGCGGUGGAUUGGCGAGUAUGUGAACGCCACGGUGCCAGAGAUGGCGUUUGGAGAGUACUGGGACACAUGCUCAUACACGGACGGCGUGCUGAACUACAACCAAGACUCGCACCGCCAGCGCACCGUGGACUGGUGCGACGCCACGGGCGGCACCUCGGCCGCCUUUGACUUCACCACCAAGGGCAUCCUGCAGGAGGCGGUGGGGCGCAAGGAGUACUGGCGCCUGAUCGACGGCCAGGGCAAGCCGCCGGGGGUGCUGGGCCUGUGGCCCUCCCGCGCCGUCACCUUCCUGGAGAACCACGACACGGGCUCCACGCUCAACCAUUGGCCCUUCCCCUCCCGCCACCUGCCCGAGGCCUACUGCUACCUGCUCACCCACUGCGGCACCCCCUGCGUCUUCUACGACCACUUCUACCAGGAGCCCAAGCUGCGGGAGCACAUCCUGGAGCUGCUGCGCAUACGCAAGAAGCACGGCAUCAACGCCAAGAGCGAGGUGAUGGUGCGCAAGGCGUACAACGAGCUGUAUGCUGCGGUGAUCGACAAGAAGGUGGCCAUGAAGAUGGGGCCGGCAGACUGGAGCCCGACCAAGGACGGCGUGGAUGUGGGGCAGAAGAAGUGGCAGCUGGUGCACAGCGGCUUCCAGUUUGCGGUGUGGGAGGCCGUGUUUGAGUGAUGCCGCACGGCAGCCAGAGGGAGAGAGCAGAGAGCUUUCUGCCGCACUCCCAUUGAGGCGGGCCACCCACAUGCGAUUCAUAGCCGGCGCCGGCCAGCGCCCGCCACCCGCCACCUGCCGCCAUCCGCGCUGAUGCGGAGCAGCUCUGGCAAAGGCAUCCCUGCGAUUUUUUCUUGGCCCCCGCCCUGGGGCCACAUUUUGCUGCUGCGCCUGUGGCACCUGGGUGCCACUGAGUAUUCGCCACCCUGUUUGCCCCACCAGGCCCUGCCAGGGCCAGUCCUUUGCUUGCUGCUUGGCUGCUUGGUGGGUCUCCCGUCAACAGUGCCAUUUUGUUUCCCGCUGCCAUCUCCUUCCCCCUCAGCUCUCUGCCGCUUUCAUCGUCUUGCCCGCCACAGGCACAUCCAGUCUGAAAUGAAUGGACCUCGAAUUGCUGCACACGUACGCUCCCUUGAAAUACACACAUACAC